UUUUGGCAUCAUUUAAGUUGGCAUGUCCGAUAUUUUGACUCUGUCAUUCUGUCAGCUGUCCAAUUCCAUUUCUUUUUCACUGCUUCGAUGCUGAAGAGUGAACGUCGAGGGUGUGUGAUUAUUCAUUAAAUUUAAUCAACAAUGGGUUUCGUAAAAGUAGUGAAGAACAAACAAUACUUCAAGAGGUUCCAAGUGAAAUUCAAGAGGCGUCGCGAAGGAAAGACCGAUUACUAUGCUCGCAAGCGCCUCAUCGUCCAAGAUAAGGACAAAUAUAACACCCCCAAGUACAGGCUAAUUGUGCGUUUCUCCAACCGCAACAUAACUUGUCAGGUGGCUUAUUCUCGCAUCGAAGGCGACAAAAUCGUUUGCGCCGCAUACUCGCACGAGUUGCCCAAAUAUGGGGUCAAGAUCGGUCUGACCAACUAUGCUGCUGCCUAUUGCACUGGCUUGUUGUUGGCAAGGCGCUUGUUGAAAAAGCUGGGACUGGAUUCCUUGUAUGAGGGUACCACUGAUGUUACUGGGGAUGAGUACAAUGUUGAGGGAGUCGAUAAUGGUCCUGGAGCAUUCAGGUGCUACCUGGACGUCGGGCUGAAACGCACGAGCACCGGAGCCCGAGUGUUCGCCGCCAUGAAGGGGGCCGUCGACGGGGGCCUCAACAUUCCCCAUUCCACCAAGCGUUUCCCGGGUUAUGACAACGAGACCAAGACGUUCAAUGCGGAGGUGCACCGCAACCAUAUUUUCGCCAAUCACGUGGCCGAGUACAUGAGGACGUUGGAGGAGGAGGACCCCGAGGCGUUCAAGAGGCAGUUCAGCCAGUACAUCAAGUUGGGCAUCAAUGCUGACCAGAUCGAGGGCAUCUACAAGAACGCCCACUCAGCCAUCCGCGCCAAUCCCGAUGCCGAGACGAAGGAGGCGAAGGCCCCGCCUGCCACCAGCAAGAGGUGGAACCGCAGGAAGCUCACGCUGGCCGAGCGCAAGGACCGCGUGGCGCAAAAGAAGAAGUCCUAUCUGGCCAAGUUGCAGCAGGAGGAUUAGAUCGGCCGAGGUGGUUACUUCUUCCUUUAUUUUUUUAUUGUGUAACAAUAAACUUGGUUAGGACGUUCGGAGUCUUUUGAUUUGACCUGGAGAUGUUUAUUUUGUUCAACAUAAUACGCCCUCUUGCAGAUAACUAAUGGAAAGUAAGAAUG
Molecule: messenger RNA, 1187 nt
Organism: Phaedon cochleariae (mustard beetle)
Lineage: Eukaryota; Metazoa; Arthropoda; Insecta; Coleoptera; Chrysomelidae
Source: the annotation of a GenBank genome assembly